UGUGUGCGCGCAUGUGUGCUCGUCUGGACUUUCCAGUAGCCUACUUUGCACCAUACAACUUUGUCCGAGAAUCACAGUGGCAAUGACUGUCCAGUGGACGGUGGUGGCUUUCUUCCUGUAUGCAGAGAUCACAGUCAACCUUAUUUUGUGUGUGCCUUUAAUAUCAGCACAGCGGUGGCGUUUGAUUUUCAGGUGGCGAAUAUGGAGCUGGUUAUCUCCUUACUGGAAUAAAUGCUUUUUUACAAUAAUAAUGGUCCUUAUUGUUCUUUUCCUGGACGCUUUACGUGAGGUGCAGAAGUAUUCCGGUCCUGAGCCCAUGCAAGAUGCUAAAGUGAACCCAAAUGUGUACGACCACGUCCACAUGAAGCUUUUCAGAGCCCAGAGGAACCUCUACAUAUCUGGCUUCUCUCUCUUUCUCUGGCUUAUGAUGCGUCGGGUUGCCACUUUGCUAAACCAGGUUGCUGUCACCAUGGAGGACAGCGCAGGUCUUCAGUCACAAAUAGACAAUGCUGUGAGAGCAGCUAAGCAGCAGCAGGAGGACAAACUGACCCUCAAGCAAUCUUUCCUGGAAAAGGAAAAAUCCAUGUCAGCAGCAAAGCAGCAGCUGAAGCUGGAGGUGGAAAAGCUGGCGGGUCAGCUGAAGACUGCCGAGGAGGCUGUUCGUAAGUCUGAUGCUGAUAUCGAGGCAAUGAGGAGACAAGCCAAAGGUCUGGCUCAGGAGUAUGACAGACUGCUCAGAGAACACCAUCAGCUCCAGAAUCUUCAGAGCGCUGAAGACAAAAAGGAUCGGUGAACAUUAAAACACAGUAUCAGCUCUUACUUCCUUCCAUGGACAUUUUUUUUCUUAUACCUCUCGAUUGUGUGCUGUAUCUAGUUUGCUACCCGACCUGUUUUUAUUGUCUUUGAAUCUUCAUUGUUGUUUAAAGUUUGAACUGAGUGCAAUAGACAAAUCUUGCUAUUAACUUACAGUAACUCUUCAUUAUGAAUAUGCAUUGUUUCUUUUUUUACUGACUGCUAAGCUGUGUUAUAAACACAAAGUGUUAGUGUUACUGUAAUGACUUUUAUAUUGUACAUCAAUGGGAUGCACACUAUAAACUAUACACUGUAAUGGGAUGUGCUGUCAUGAACUUGAACAUUUCACAUGUGAAUGGAGAGCUGUGUAAUUUGAGAUGUUGCUCUUAGAUUUUUCCUAUUUCUGUGAACAUUACAAGGUGUCACUUUGAGGUUAAUUUGUGGGGGAUUCACAGCCUGUUGCAUUAUUUUAGCAUACACCUGAAUGCUCCAGACCAGCAAACUGACAGAACUGCUUAUAGAGAUAGUCAAGCUUGCUGAUCAGUUAAUCAUGUUCAUUUGAUUAGCAGCUCCUGACUGCUACUUACCCUCUUAAAGUAAUUCCUAUGAAAGCAUUAAUGGUGUACUUAGUUUUCCAGAAACCUGCACAGAUUCCUGUAAAAACAUAUACAUACACAUAUAUAUAAGCUGCUCACAAAUGCCAUUUCACCAGAUGUCUGUGAGCCAUCAGCUGAUGGCUGAUUAUCAACAAAUCUCAUAUAAUCUAUGCUAUUUACUGCCAAAUUGGAAGCCGGUUUGAAUAGCACCUCCACUUUAUUCUGUAUGAGGAGCUCUACUCGUUCUCUGCCUGCCUCGUCUGCCUCUGGGGAAGGCUUGGGUUGUAAGACCCAUAUCUUCAAGUAUAAAAUAUGGAAGAUGGAAAUAAUAAUCUUCUUUUAAGCUAGUGGCUCUAACUGAACUGACUUUAGGAGGGCAAACCUACUCUUGACAUACUGUAUCAUACUCUGGUGACAGCU
Molecule: messenger RNA, 1808 nt
Organism: Pundamilia nyererei
Lineage: Eukaryota; Metazoa; Chordata; Actinopteri; Cichliformes; Cichlidae
Product: B-cell receptor-associated protein 29-like
Exons: 8
Coding region: 83-793 (236 amino acids)
Biological process (GO): endoplasmic reticulum to Golgi vesicle-mediated transport; intracellular protein transport
Cellular component (GO): endoplasmic reticulum; endoplasmic reticulum membrane
Source: RefSeq, a predicted model, not a curated record